Messenger RNA from Gadus morhua (Atlantic cod), 9181 nucleotides. RefSeq names its product plexin-B2. The transcript has 43 exons. The record is from RefSeq and is a predicted model, not a curated record. Gene Ontology annotation, molecular function: semaphorin receptor activity; protein binding. Bases 715 to 6345 code for a protein of 1876 amino acids. Gene Ontology annotation, cellular component: semaphorin receptor complex; plasma membrane. Gene Ontology annotation, biological process: regulation of cell migration; negative regulation of cell adhesion; regulation of cell shape. NCBI's taxonomy places the organism in Eukaryota, Metazoa, Chordata, Actinopteri, Gadiformes, Gadidae.
GAACUUCCGUUCAACCCCGCGCCGCAUACAGUGGAGACCAACGCCAGUGGGUUCGAGCCACGGCGCUGACAAGGAAGGGCUUUUGGCGUGCGUGCCUGCUGGUCCUAAUCUAGAGACAAGAGAGAGAUAGAGAAACACACAAUAACCUGGAUAUUACUUUUUUUUUUUUUUUGCUUUGGCACACUUUCGCUUCUCCGUGUCAUCGGACUGCCUCGCCUGGGCGUGGAAGGUGGAAACGAAAAGGUGGAACGCGUUAGUCGGUCUUCGGGUCGGUCGUGUUGUAUAAACUAAAAGCCCCAAACUUCCACACCUCCACUCACACGGCUGCGGCUCCUUCCCAAACAACGCAGCUGCACCACGGGAUCAACCCAGACGCUGCUCCCCUCUCCGGCGGUGAUUCCUCCGUCGCCCAACUUAUGCUGCGGUUGUUGACUCCGUUUCCCAGGAUGUAAAUGUCGGGAAAUACAAGCGCGUUGACGUUGGAGGUACGAUUUUUUCAAUUUUUGCCGUUUACGUUUCGCAUUUUCAAGGGGAAUACGGAUCGACCGCAUUUGGCAGACGCCUGUGCACGCAGAGAGUGAACUCCCCACUGAUAUCACAAGGAGAGGACUGAGGCCGUUCUCGUCACCGGAGAUCCGCUCUGCGACGCCAAACAGAUAGCAGAGGGCCGGCCGUACAUGACUGCAGGGCUCCGGGGGCCACCACUAAACAGACAUGGAGCGCUGCCAACGGUGGGCACGGCGCUGCCUCUUGGUCUCCAUGGCGACGCUCUGCCUCAUCAGCCUCCCCCCGGGGUGCUCCUCCUCCUCCUCUAACCCCGCCCCGGCCCCGCCCGGCGACGCCCCGGCGGCGGAGUUCACCUCGCCCACGCUGAUCAACAACGUGGUGCGGGACCCGCGCACGGGCCACCUGUACGCGGGCGCCGUCAACGCCGUCCACCAGCUGGACGCCGCCCUGCGGCCGCAGUCGCGCGCCGACACGGGCCCGCGGCGCGACAACCGGCUCUGCACGCCGCCGGUGACGUCGGCGUGCAGCGAGGCGCGCGACACGGACAACCACAACAAGCUGCUGCUGGUGCACGCCGCCGGCGACACGCUGGUGGAGUGCGGCUCGGUCUUCCGGGGCAUCUGCUCGCUGCGCAACCUGAGCCGCGUGGAGCACCUGCUGUACUUCAGCGACACCAACGGCGAGAAGUCGUACGUGGCGAGCGCCGAGGAGGCCGUGUCGGUGGUGGGCGUCAUGUCCUUCUACAACGACAGCAGCAGCAACUUCAGCGUCUUCCUGGUGGGGAAGGGCUACGGCAGCCACGACAGCACCAAGCUCAUCUCCACGCGGAUCCUCAAGCCCCACGGCGACUGGGUGGUGUUCGACAGCAUCAUCGAGGCGUCCUCGGUGCAGGCCAGCUCCUUCGUGCUGCGCUACCUGCACGACUUCCGCUUCGUCUUCAAGGACGGCAUCUACGUCUACUUCCUGUUCUCGCGCACGCUCGGCGUGCAGGAGAACAAGAACUUCACCUUCCUGGCGCGCAUGUGCGAGAACGACCACAGCUACUACUCCUACACGGAGCUACAGCUCAACUGCAGCCGGGCCAACACCUUCAACAAAGUGCAGGCGGCGUACGUCUCCGCUCCCGGGGAGAUUCUGGCCCGGAAGAUGAACGUCUCCGCCACAGACCAGGUUCUGUUCAUCACCUUCAGCUCUGACGAGGACUCGUCCAGAUCUGCCUUGUGCAUGUACCCCCUGCCCACCAUCAACAAGUGGCUGCGAGACAUCAUCCAGGCGUGCUACAGCGAGUCGGGCCUCAUCAACAACAAGCAGGCGGUCUACUACCCAUACACCUCCAAGACCGAGGAGCUCUGCGCCAAAAACGACCAGAAAGACCGAGCGGACCGCUUCAAGUGCGGGGAGGAGUUCCUUCCGUCCCCGCUGGCGAGCACGCCGGAGUUCGCCCUGACGACCGAGCCCACCCUGGUCCGCAAGGGUCACGUGACGGCGGUGGCCGUCGCCUUGGAGAUGGAGCACGCCGUGGCGUUCCUCGGCACCGCCACCGGGGAGGUGCUGAAGGUGCACCUGUCGGCCCAGACACCAGAGGUGUACGGCCGGACAGCGGGCGAGGUCACGGGGGACAAGGUCAACAAGAACCUGCUGUUUGACCGCCACCUGCAGCACCUGUACAUCACCACCGAGACCAAGAUCACCAAGGUUGCGGUGCAGGCCUGCCACCUGAAGACGGACUGCCACUCCUGCGUCUCCAUGAGGGACCCCUACUGCGGCUGGUGUGUGCUCAAGGGCAGGUGCACCAGGAAGCUGCAGUGCGAGCGCUCGGAGGAGGCCAACACCUGGCUGUGGUCGCCCGCUCAGCGCUGCGUCCGGAUCGAGUCCUUCAACCCGGCCAGCAUCAGCUGCAAGAAGACCGACCAGGUGGAGAUCAGCGUGCCCGCGCUGCCCCGGCUCGGCGCCUUGGACGUGCUGCACUGCGUGUUCGGAGAGGUGCGGAGCCAGGCGGCGAUGGCAGGCAGCCUGGUCACGUGCUCCCUGCCCGAGCCCGGCAAGGUCCCGGCCCCGCCCCCCCGCCAGGACUACGUUUCGGUGCCGAUGCGGGUGAUGGUGAACGACACCAUCGAGGUCACGUCGGGAGAGUAUCACUUCUACGACUGCGGCGCCACCGUCAGCAAGAACCCUAACACGCCGUGCAUCUCCUGUGUGACCAGCAAGUGGGGGUGCCAGUGGGACGCCCGGAAGUUCAACUGCAGUGACCGCGACGACGCCACGAGCGGCGCUCACAUCGUCAAGCCGCAGCAGUCAAACCAGUGCCCCCAGUUCGCCUCCCCGGAGCCCACCCUGAUCCCAGUGGGCCACCGGAUCCCCAUCAGCUUCAAGGGGACCAACCUCGGCAUCUAUGAUGGUCGGCGGUUCCACAUCGGGACUGAGCUCAUGAAGCAGACGGAGGAGGAGGUGACCCUGGACCAGGGGUCAAAGUUCAGCUUCAGGGGAUACGAGUUCGCCUACAACCAGCAACAGGAGGUAAACGUAUCGUUCCACAUCAAAGACCAAGGCACGGACCAGAAGAUUGACAGCACCCUGACAGUGGUGCUCUACAACUGCUCCAUGGGCCGGGAGGACUGCAGCCUCUGUCGCCACGCCGACGAGACCUACCAGUGUGUGUGGUGUCCGGGCAGCAAGUCCUGCGUCUACCGGGAGCUCUGUCGCUCCGAGGGGCCCGCACAGUGCCCCGACCCCCGGAUCACAGAUAUCGUGCCGCGCUACGGCCCCAUGAACGGCCGCAUCGCCGUGACGAUCAAGGGAUCGAACCUGGGCAUCAAGAAGGAGGACAUCAAGAAGAUCACCGUGGCCGGCGUGGACUGUGUCCACAAGAUGGAGCGCUACUCGGUCUCCACCAGCCUGGUGUGUGAGGUCGGUCCGGCCCGGCGGGGGGGGGUGCCGGUGGGCCUGCCGGUGGACCUCAACCAGGGGGUGGUGGAGGUGGAGGUGGAGGGGGGGCGUAGGGGGCGCUCCCAGGUCAACUUCACCUAUAGGGACCCCAUCCCGACCGCGGUGAAGCCACCCCAGGGCCCAGCCGCCGGCGGGACAGUCAUCACCAUCACCGGGACCUUCCUAGACACGGCGACCAAGGAGGACGUCUCCGUCACCGUGGGCGAAGCCCCCUGCAAAGUGCGCUCGUUCGGCCCCCAGAUCGAGUGUACUACCGGGAAGUACGGGGGCCCGAAGCUCCCCUCGGGGCUCCUGACUGUGACGGUCCGCUACGGCAAGAACACGACCAAGGAGGUCCGAGACGCCUUCACGUACCUGGAGAACCCCAAGGUCUCGGACUACUACCCCAAGGCCAGCUUCGUCUGCGGUGGGCGUGUCAUCACGGUGGUGGGCGGCGGGUUCGCUCAGAUCCAAAACGCCACCAUGACGGUCCAGCCCUCCGCGGACGUCACCUCCCCGGAGGCCGCCGCCGCCGUAGAGUUUGUGGCGGAGGCGUUCGCGCAGAACGACACCAUGCUGCAGUUCCGGUCGCCAGCCGCCACCUGCUGCCAGGAGGGGGGCGCGGCCUCGUUCCGCACGGCGCUGCGAUUGGACAACGCCGGGGAGGAGCUCGGCGACUUCCUGUACCACCCCGACCCCACCUUCAGCCCGCUGGCCAAGACGGUCAUCACGGAGACCGGCUUCAUCAUCGUGUCGGGGCGGGGCUUCGCCAAAGCCAUGACGGCCAGAGAGGCCCGGGCGUUUGUGGGCGACACCUCCUGUAACAUCACCAUACUGCAGGACGACAAGCUGUUCCUGGACGUCCCGUCGACCCAGCCCCGGUCCAGGUCCACGAGGCACCGCCGCGACACCUCCAGCGACCUGCUGGACCUCGUGGUGCAGUUCGGUCACCGGAGGUGGGUGGUGGGGGCAGUGUCGUACGCCCGUAAGGACGAGGUCCCACUGGCCAUCAUCAUCCCCGCCGUGCUCAUCCCCAUGCUCGUCUUCAUCGGCGUGUCCGUGUACUGCUACAGGAGGAAGAGCCAGCAGGCGGAGCGGGAGUACGAGAAGGUCAAGCACCAGCUGGAGAACCUUGAGGAGAGUGUGAGGGACCGCUGCAAGAAGGAGUUCACUGACCUGAUGAUCGAGAUGGAGGACCACACCAACGACGUGAGCGAGGCGCGGAUACCCUUCCUGGACUACAAGAUGUACACGGACCGCAACUUCUUCCUCACCUCGCAGGACGACGUCAUGAUCACGGGCAAGCUGCAGAUCCCCGAGGCCCGCAGGGCCACCGUCACACAGGCCCUCAACCAGUUCUCCAACCUGCUCAACAGCAAGACCUUCCUCAUCAACUUCAUCAAGACGCUGGAGAGCAAGCCGGACUUCAACGCGCGGGCGCGGAGCUACUUCGCCUCCCUGCUGACGGUGGCGCUGCACGGCAAGCUGGAGUACUACACGGACAUCAUGAGGACGCUGCUGCUGGAGCUCAUGGACGAGCACGUGCACAGCAAGAACCCCAAGCUCAUGCUGCGCAGGUCCGAGACGGUGGUGGAGCGGAUGCUGUGUAACUGGAUGUCCAUCUGUCUCUACCAGUUCCUCCGGGACACUGCCGGGGAGCCCCUGUACAAGCUGUUCAAGGCCCUGAAGCACCAGGUGGAGAAGGGCCCGGUGGACGCCAACGUGAAGAAGGCCAAGUACACCCUCAACGACACGGGGCUGCUGGGGGACGACGUGGAGUACCUCCUGCUGACCCUGCAGGUGCUGGUGCACGGGGAGGGGCCUGACGUGACCCCCGUGAAGGUGUUGAACUGUGACACCAUCACCCAGGUGAAGGAGAAGAUCAUCGACCAAGUGUACAGGAACCAGCCCUACUCACAGCGACCCAAAUCGGACAGCGUAGCACUGGAGUGGCGUCCGGGCUCCACCGGGCAGAUCCUGUCCGAUCUGGACCUGACGUCCCAGAAGGAGGGCCGCUGGAAGAGGCUCAACACGCUGGCCCACUACAACGUGAGGGACAACGCCACACUGGUGCUGUCCCGUGUCCUGCACACGCAGUCCUUCCACCAGAACCAGGACAGCUACGAAGAGAAGAACGCCCUGCUGGAGGAGGACAACACGUUCCACCUGGUGCGGCCGGCGGACGAGAUGGACGAGGGCCGGUCCAAGAGGGGCAGCAUGAAGCACAAGGCCACCAACAAGGCCAUCACGGAGAUAUACCUCACCAGGCUGCUCUCCGUCAAGGGCACGCUGCAGGUGUUCGUGGACGACUUCUUCAGCAGCGUGCUGAGCGCCGACCUCGCCGUGCCGCCCGCCGUCAAGUACUUCUUCGACUUCCUGGACGAGCAGGCGCAUCGCCAUGACAACGUGGACGAGGAGACGCUGCACAUCUGGAAGACCCACAGCCUGCCCCUGAGGUUCUGGGUGAACAUCCUGAAGAACCCAGAGUUCAUCUUCGACGUGCACGUGACGGAGGUGGUGGACGCCUCGCUGCACGUCAUCGGACAGACCUUCAUGGACGCCUGCACCAAGACGGAGCACAAGCUGAGCCGGGACUCCCCCAGCAACAAGCUGCUUUACGCCAAGGAGAUUUCGACGUAUAAGAAGAUGGUGGACGACUACUACAAGGGCAUCCGACAGAUGGUUCCUGUCAGCGACCAGGACAUGAACACCCACCUCGCCGAAGUGUCAAGGCAACACACCGACAAGCUGAACACCCAGGUGGCCCUCCACCAGCUGUACCAGUACGCCAGCAAGUACUACGAUGGGAUCAUCCAGUCGCUGGACGAGGACCCGGCGGCUCAGAGCAAACAGCUGACCCUGCGGCUACAGCAGAUCGCCGCCGCACUCGAGAAUAAGGUCACUGACCUUUAACCCCUCUGUGAACCCCCUCCCCCCCCCAUCCCCAACCCCGGACAGGAAGUAGGUCGCAAGAAGGAGGAAGGAGGGUGACAAAGAAAUGAGUUGGAUAUUCACGGUCAUAGAGACGGACUAGUGAGCCUCCGCGUGCAUCGAAUGUAAAGAAACGAAAAACAAGAAAAAAAGACUAAAGUGGGUGGAGCCUGUGGAUGUCUCCACAGGAAAGGCCUUUUGACCAUAUAAGGGCUCUUGGUUGACGGGGAGCCAAUGGAACCUCACGAGAUCCCCUGAUUGGCCCCCGAAUGUUUUGGGGUUUGAGACCAACAAGAAAGAGAGAGAGAGUCAUCAUGGGCGAUCUUUGAGUCCGGCCAUUUUGGAUCUGUCCGAGUGGGUCGUUUGAACUCUUUUAUUUUGGUAUAUUUUGAAUCUCAAGAGCCCAAACAAGUCGCAAUCUGGCACGACAUCAUCGCCAUGACUCCCCCAUCAUCCGGGGGGGGGGGGGGGGGGGGUCAUCAAUGCUACGAAUAUGAAGCUGAGAACUUAACAUCGGACCCCUUUUCCCAAAAUGACGGAACUAAACGCAAGGACCUAUAGAUCACGCCCGCUCCGACGGCCUCCUCCUCCUCCCCCCCACCCCCCCCCCCAACCCCCCCCCCCCCCCCACCCCGGCUGGACAGAACUGUUGUGUGGCCGCGAGCCACCAUCACAAGGCCGUGUGCGUUUCUUCCUCUUCGUUUGAAGUCGUUUCUUUAAUUGUGGUCUCGGAAGGCACUAUGACUUGACUCCUUCCCAAGUCUUUGAUUGGAUGGCGUUCAGUGGGUCGACCCGUCAACCAAUCAGAACGGUAUGGUACGCGGCACCGACCAAUCGUAAGCCGAGGACACGUGUGUGAUGCGGUACAACGUAUACAAAUAAUUAUUUUAUCGAUUUGAAUAUUUUUUUUUUUACUUUGAUUCAGUUUUCAUAUCCGACGCUAGAUAAUCAGCAGGAUAAACAUUCUGUGUGUUCAGAAUUAAAAUUGUAACGUUCUCUUCUGUAUUUCUUUUUGUUUUUUUCUCGUGCAGGGGUGAAUAGCGUUGGUUUGCUUGUAGCACACGUACAUGUGGGACAGCCUGGUUUCUAAUAUACUGAGGUGGCGGCGCACUAGGAAUGCUUUCUACGUAAAUGUGGUGACUGUUUGGAUAAAGCAGGGUGGUCCAUGAUGUCAUAGUAUGAUGUCACAUCGUGUCUGGGUGUGUGUGUGUGUGUGUGUGCGUGUGUGUGUGUUGCUUCCUGUGUUAAUCAUGAUGUAAUGCAUUAGGAAUAUGGGCAAGGAUUUUAUGGGCGAGAUCUUUUGAUACUUUCUAGGUGAAAAUCAUGGCUGCCUUAUCCUGUGGUUGAAACUAAAUAUCCAAACUUUAAACUAUUUAGUUUUUUUUCCAUAGUGGUCUACAUUCAAAAAGAAAAUUAUUUAGCAAUGGUCUAUUUUCUCAAAGCUUGGAGUGUUUUUUUCUUUCAUUUAUGUCUUGUUUCUUUGUUGCCAUAGAAACUAGUGUGAGAACAGCUAGAAUGUUCUCUUUCCUUGGAGAUGUGAGCUCUUCUUGGCCGGCCGCCGCAACCACUACUAUAACAAGUGUCAAAGUGUCCCAGUUAUACCAUCCAAUUCACUGAGGACCGUGUGAAAAAAAUCACAUAUUGAGUCAAAAUGCCUUAUUUCGACUCCUGAGGCAUCUUUUGACAGUCCGUUGUUUCCGAGAAACUCUUGUGUACAAGAGACGGUCAAGAGGGGAUAUUUUGUUUAAUAUAUCUUCCUAUCUCUGUGGUACUAAAUGUAAAACUCAUUUGAAAUGUGACCUUAAUCUCCCCCCCUUUUAAUAAUUUAAACAUCGGACUGACAAUGACAAAAGUUUUUAGUUUUUUAACUGUCAGUUAAGGAUUGUUUUUUUGUGUGCCAUUAUUGAACUCGACUCGCCGAGUCUAUUUCACGGUUUUCAUGGUGGGAAUGUUGAACGAAAGAACGUUGACUGGAUGAUAUAACAAAAUGUGAAGCUUUGUAUUCAUAAAAUAGACGUUAUCCCCCAGUUAGAAUGGGAAGGCAGGAGGGGGAGUGUUUGCGCUAAUGUUAGCGUUAGCCUCGGGGUAAGCUAAGUGCCAUUACAAUGCUAAAGUGAAAAGCGCUGUUCUGUCAUCUUACGUGCUUCUUAAACACAUUCCAGUCAUCCUGUUUCAUCCACAUGUUGACUCGUCAUUGUGCCUCUCGAUGGUGUAUGCUUAAGUGCUUUACAGCAGUUGAUAACAAAAAGAAAAUGCUAAAUAUGCUAUGUUUUUUGUAGCCCCCGGCGGAGAUUUAGCGGGUGUUUUUUUUUGUAUGAUAUUGUUUGUAGCUUCCCACUGUUGAUUUGCAUAAUUUCACAGAGAAAAAAACCUCAGUCAACAUUGUAUUUUUAUUUUCAUGCUCGUCGUCGAAGUCUAUAGACGAUCACGGACACGUGAUUGAACCGUGGGAACGCUCUGUGCUUUUUAGACUUUCUUUCGUUCGCUCGCGCCCGGUGUGAAAAUGUCGCUAAUGUCGGCCUAUAUAGCGGUUCUAUUUUAUUUACAAAAUUUUAAAUAGAUUUAUCUGCGAACCCCUCUCUAUCUCUUGAGUUCACUGCAACGUCUCUCCGAUGUCAUCCUUAAAUUUGUCCUUUUUCUCUGUAGCAAUAUAAAGCCCGAAGCUGGUACUGUAUCCUUUUUGCACUCUGUCUGAAAGUCUUUUUAAAAUGCAAGUGUUGGACAUACACACCCACUACGAGGGUACGGCCAGACCCAGUCCCUUUUUGUCCUGUGGACUCAAAAAAAUAAAGUCAAAGAAAUCAUCAACACAAAUGAA